This is a messenger RNA of Sphaeramia orbicularis (orbiculate cardinalfish), 2149 nucleotides long. It is a transcript of the gene lpar3, whose product is annotated as lysophosphatidic acid receptor 3. Gene Ontology annotation, biological process: G protein-coupled receptor signaling pathway. Gene Ontology annotation, cellular component: membrane. The coding region runs from base 171 to 1238 and encodes 355 amino acids. The transcript is spliced from 3 exons. NCBI's taxonomy places the organism in Eukaryota, Metazoa, Chordata, Actinopteri, Kurtiformes, Apogonidae. Gene Ontology annotation, molecular function: lysophosphatidic acid receptor activity. The record is from RefSeq and is a predicted model, not a curated record.
GUGUGCUCUGUCUGCGCUGCUGUCACCUCCGCCCCUCUGUCCAGACUCAUACACAGAUUUGCGGAAAAACUCAGGACGAGAAAAGAUGAUUACAGAAAAGUCCACUCGGAAUAUUGCGCAACUUUUCGUCCACUGACGCACCGGACCUUACAACAGACUAAACGUGUACAAUGGCCUAUCAGGACCCAGCGUGUCACUACAAUGAGUCCAUGGGAUUCUUCUACAAUAAAAGCGGGGCUGUGGAUAAAUGGGACCGGACCCAGCUCAUCCUGGUCCAGGUGGUGGGCUCUCUCUUCUGCUGCUUCAUCCUGCUGUCCAAUGCCAUGGUCAUCGCUGCCGUCAUCACCAACAAGAGGUUCCACUACCCCUUCUACUACCUCCUCGCCAACUUGGCAGCAUCAGACUUCCUGGCGGGGAUUGCGUAUGUGUACUUGAUGUUUAACACCGGUGAGCUUUCACGGCAGCUCACAGUUAAGGGAUACUUUAUUCGUCAGGGCCUCCUGGAUGUGAGUCUGUCGGCAUCGCUAGCCAACUUGCUUGUCAUCGCCCUGGAACGCUACAUAUCUGUCAUGAACUGGAAAGUCCACAGCAACCUGACCAAGAGGAGGGUGACGCUGCUGAUCGUGCUGGUGUGGGCCAUCUCCAUCUUUAUGGGAGCCGUGCCCAGUCUGGGCUGGAACUGCAUCUGUAACCUGGAGGACUGCUCCCAGCUGGCGCCCAUCUUCAGCAGGAGCUACGUGGUGUUCUGGUCAGCGUCCAACCUGCUGCUCUUCCUCAUCAUGGUGGCCAUCUACAUGAGGAUCUACACCUAUGUCAAGAGGAAGACGUCGGUACUCACUCCGCACACCAGCGGAUCCAUCAACAGGAAGAGGACGCCCAUCAAACUCAUCAAGACCGUCAUGGUUGUGCUCGGGGCCUUUGUUUUCUGCUGGACCCCCGGCCUGGUGGUCCUCCUGGUGGACGGCCUCUGCACCUCCUGUAAAGUGAUGAAACUCAAACGCUGGCUGCUGCUCCUGGCCGUGCUCAACUCCGUCAUGAACCCCUGCAUCUACUCCUACAAGGACGAUGAAAUGUGGACGACCAUCAAGAACCUCAUACGCUGCAUCGGCAACGGCACCCGAAGGCAACGCUCCACCAAGGCGAACGCCAGACCCCUCAGCUCGGGUCAGGAUACAGGCACCAGUCAGCCCCCGUCAGAGGAGACCAAAAAUGAGGACCAGGACAUACUCAAGACAUGAAAUGCAAAUUGGACAAUGUGUGUUUGACUGGAUGAACCUCAUGAAGGUACAGUUUGGAGCUGACUUGAAAGAAGAGGCAGGCGCUGCUCACGGAAGUUGCAUCUGUUGUCCACAGAUAAGAGUGGGAAAUUGAAUCCAGGUUAGAUGGAGAUAAAAGACACUCAUGCACUACACACUUCACCAAAUGGACGUGAUUUUUCAGACAUUUAAUACCUGAGUUACCUGUUCUGAUCGGGGUUUUUUUUCCUCCUCAUUACAUCACUGUGGGUUAUUUAACCAUGGAUUACACCAUGCUCCACUGGUUCAAAACAGCAAAAAGUGUCACAAGAAAUAAAUUCUUUGAAGCUUGUUAUCUGAUAUUAGACACAGACAUGUUGAGGCUGUUCUUCAGACUGUGCAGUGUUUCCUGUGGUCGCACACCACAGAUACCCUUUUUAUCUUAAUGACCGUGAUACUGUUGGAUAUAAUGUUGAUUUUAGGAAUUGUUUCUCCGUGGUUAAAUGUAUCUACAAAUGCUAUCAUGUGGGCCUUGAAGACCCACAGUAAGUGAUGUUCCAAAGGUUGACUGACUGUUAGUGGCGGACAUAAUAAAGACAGUGAGUGAGGGUAGGAUAAGGUGGAUAGAUAUGCAGCUAUCAUGUUCCAUUUGGCCAAAACUUUUGACAUUGCAAAGACAUUAUACAUGUCAAAAAUCAAAUAUGUUUCACUUUAUUAAAGACUGGAUAAAUCUUGAACUGAACAUCUAAGUCAUAUAUUUAAUCAAUAAAUGUGGAACUAGGGCUGCACAGUUAAUCAAACUAUUAGCUGCAGUAUCAGCAAUUCUGUAAUUGCAUUUUUUUAAGUUCUUGUUUUUUUAAUGCUAAUUUAAGUUUGUAUGUUUGACUUGACUUUAAUAAAUGAGUAAAAAUGGA